AGGUGGCUUUCUCUCAAGCCACAAAUUUGGCUCGGCCCGUAUUAGACUCACUAGUGGCCCAACAUGUUUCUCCGUUCGCGUAUUCUUCGUGCCGGUGGUGGCGGCAUCGCCGACAAGAUGUUCCCUGGCUACAAGGACAAGAUUUGGGCUAGAUUGCCGCAGGGAGUCAAAGAAUACCAGGUGAAGAGCAGCAAUGACGCAUUUGAAAAGCAAAUCAGUCAACACAAGACGUGGCAAGGCUACCUUCUGGCCUGGAAGGACAUGGAGGCCAGUUUCGUCCCAUCGCAGAAGUUCCGCAAGCCUGCGGUGGACUGGCGUAGGCAGAUGGAGCGUGGUACCAUGCACUACGGCCGAUGGUAUGAGGGACCCAACAACAGCGACUAUCGCCCGGGCAACACUCAUGACCGUCUCACUGCUGAUCCGCGUGCCCCAUUCACUGCUGCGGAGUGGGCUGAGCGACAGGAGUACAGGUCAUGGGACUUGGUGAAGUUCGGCUAUGCGAUGCUUGGGCUGUUCUUGGCGUACCGCUUGACGAAUGAAUGGCCGGUUGUGUGGUGCGAGGAGAAGGAGAAGAUGUUGAAAGAGUGAAGGCCGUCGGGUUCGGCUGCUUCCCAUUGAUUUUUGUAGAAAUGAGCGGCCGUGGUGAGAAGUAGCAAAGAAGCAAGAGAGCAACAUUUGGAAUGUGGAUCUCUGCCAAGAAUCAGUCUAUGUAUUGAGUUUCUC
Molecule: messenger RNA, 723 nt
Organism: Cladocopium goreaui
Lineage: Eukaryota; Dinophyceae; Suessiales; Symbiodiniaceae
Source: the annotation of a GenBank genome assembly